Messenger RNA from Chelmon rostratus (copperband butterflyfish), 3416 nucleotides. RefSeq names its product SHC SH2-domain binding protein 1 (gene shcbp1). The record is from RefSeq and is a predicted model, not a curated record. Gene Ontology annotation, biological process: fibroblast growth factor receptor signaling pathway. Bases 89 to 2185 code for a protein of 698 amino acids. The transcript is spliced from 14 exons. NCBI's taxonomy places the organism in Eukaryota, Metazoa, Chordata, Actinopteri, Chaetodontiformes, Chaetodontidae.
UCAAACUGACAUUACUUUGAGGCGCCACUGGCUUUUAGGCAAUUAAAAUCAACUUGGCGACGUAUUCAUUAGUUCUUUUUUACUUUUCAUGGAGCAAGAAGCCUGUGAAACCCCGUCUGCUGGAGCGAGGGAAACUGCAAACGACAUGACAGACAUUGUGGUGGUUGAUUUGGAGUCCUACGUCAACGUUGAACUCGACAUGGAGAAGAACAACGCAUUUGAAGUACUUGGACACGAUGUGUCCGGUGUAACUCAAGCUCUGUUUCAGAAUCGAGAGGAGGAUGAAGAUGAGAGUGAUGAUGAUGACGAUGACAGUGGCACAGACCACUUUAACGCUGAAAAGCUAGGGACGCAGCUGCAGAGAUGUGAGCGUCAUGGAGAAGUGAAUUCAAGUCUUCCCGACACUUUCCAAACCAGCCACCUGCUGUUCUAUGAGAGGUUCAAAGCAUACCAGGACUACAUGCUUGGGGACUGUAAGCCCUCCGAGGUGAAGGCCUUCACAGCAGACUACCUGGAGAAGCUGGUGGAGCCGUGUGACUGGUUGGCUCUGUGGUCUACUGACAUCUUUGAUGUACUGGUUGAGGUGCGUGACGUUGGCUUGAAGGAUCUGAAGGCAUGUGUGGGGCUGGUGCUUCCUCUGCAAUGUGACACCAGAGGCUGUGAACUCACUGAGGAGGCUAUGAAUUCUCUCCUGGAGGCCACUCAGCACAAAGUCCCUCUGCAGGAGCUCCAGGUGGUCUACGAUCAGUCUGGGGCCUUUGAUCAAACCGCCCUCGCUCUCGAGCACCUCAGAUUUUUUUAUAAACACAUCUGGAGGCAGUGGGAUGAGGAAGAUGAAGAUGAUGACUUUGACUACUUUGUCCGUUGUGUGGAGCCUCGUCUCAGGCUCUACUAUGACAUCUUAGAGGACAGAGUCCCAGCAGGCCUUGUGGCAGAGUACCAGUCCUUACAGAAAAGCUGCUUCGAGUGCUUUCAGCAGUUCUCAGUACUGCGCAGUGGCCUCAGCACUGACUCAGACUCAGAGCUGGACAACAUUUCCAUGGUGGAAGGCCUGAAACUGUAUGACCAGCUGGAGACAUUGAAACGCAAGCUGCACAUCAUUGAGAACCCGCUGUUGAGGUAUGUUCUGGGCUACAAAGGAAAUGCAAGGCAGCAGUGUGUGCAAAGCCGUGGGCUCAGGGCAUCAGGUAUGAAGGUGGUCCAUGUGGUCACAGCCUCCUGCAGCACCAUCCAGCUCCAGUCCCUCCUCAGUGACAGACUUCUACCGCUGUGCUCCUCUGAAGACACUGAGAUUCAGUUCCACAGAGACCCAAUAUCAGCGGUGGAUUCGUGCCAUCAGGGCGAUGUGGUCAUUGUUCUCCCAGGGAGCUACAGUGUCAGCAGCUCCAUCUUCCUACCAGACUCCAUUACUAUAGAGGGCUUCGGGCUUCCUGAUGAGGUGGUGAUCGAGAAGAAAAACAAGGGCGACUCUUUUGUGGAGUCCACAGGAGCUGAUGUCAGGCUGUCCAACAUUAAGUUCAUCCAACAUGAUGCUAUCGAGGGCAUUCUGUGUGUGCGACAGGGGACUCUGAACAUGGAAAACUGUGUGCUUCAGUGUGAAACCACAGGAGUAAUUGUCCGAACAUCUGCCCAUCUCACCAUGAAUAUGUGUGACCUGUAUGGCUCCAAGGGGGCUGGUGUGGAGAUUUACCCCGGCAGUGUUUGUAGUCUGAUUGGUAAUGGCAUCCAUCACUGUAAGGACGGGAUCCUCAUCAAGGACUUUGCUGAUGAGCUGGAUGUGAUGCCAUCCAUCACCAUGGAGAACAAUGUGAUUCACAAUAAUGAAGGCUACGGGGUGAUUGUAGUGAAACCCAGCGACGGGGAACAACACAGGGUUCCUCUGGACAGAAGUGAAGAAGACCCUGCUGGACUGACAGCUGAAUACAAAGAGCAAGGAGGCGCUCCAGCAAACCUGACCAGCACCGAUUCAGCAGAUGUUCCUGAAUCAGACAACAACAGCACACAUGUGGGCGUGGCCUCCACCUCAGGCAGGAAGUGGCAGUUUAGUCGUCAGCUCAGCAGAAACAAGGAGACGUCCUGCAGCCGAGCGGUCCAGGAUCUGAUGGACCACCAGAUCUUUGUCUCUAUUCAGGGAAACCAGUUCAGGCGCAAUGGCAUGGGUGACUUUGGUACUUUUUUCUACUGACAGAUGACGUUGACACACUCAUAACUUCAGACUUUUCUUGCAUUACUGUAGAUACUUCCACUUCCAGUGUUUUGGAGCAGUAAUUAUUUGAUGACAGCUUCAUGCUUUAGGUGAUUUCCUUACUUUGUCAUGAAAGAUUGCUGAUUCACAUCCACCCACUGAACGGAACACAAUUCAACAGAACUCUGACUUCCACCUGUUUAAAUUAACAGUGAAUUGAUCCCCAAGUUUGAACUUGCACAAAUGCUUUUAUCUUAUUUAUUCCUUUGGGCUCCAUAUGCUAGAUGUUUAAACAUUUUUAAUUAUUAUUACUUUGAAAUCCACUCGUCACUUUGAAUGUAGUUUUGGUGGUUUUGACUUCGGAUCUAAUAAAUGUUGUUACCUUUAAGGUGGUGGCUUGUAUGAAAGCAGCUCACUGUUGAUUCUGAGUUCACAUUAAUAUUCCUAAUUUCUUUUGUUAUGAGUUCAAUGUGACUUUCACACGGUGCCUCGGGUGUUUUUAAAGGUUUCAUGAUGUACAGUAUUUUAUAGCUGAGGGACGUGUACAGGUUGAUGAAAGCAGAAGCCCAGUGAAAACAAACUUAGGUUUUAUAUUUUGACUGACUAAAACAAAUGAGUCAUUGGUUUAACGUGUUACUGGACAAUGUGAAUAUAAUGACUUUCCUGCCGAUUAAACAGUGUCUGUUGAAACCUCUGUAUGGGGGGGGAUGCAGCUUGAUAAUCUUUCUAUGUGUGUUGUAACCUGACUCAACACAAUAACUGUGAAACAGGCUCACUGAGUGUUUCAUACUGUGGAUCUUCGAUUAUAUAUUAACUCUCUGGACAUGAACUUUUCUUCAUGUCCCCCACAAACCCAAAUAUUCAAAAUAACUUCUAAAAAGGAGUGAAAUCUUCCUGCUUUUGCUCUCUCUCUCUCUCACACACACACACAAUCCAUGUCAUUUGAGCCAUUAGUCACACAGGGGCUGAAAACCGAAACACUGCGCUAUAGAUCAGUUGUCCCCAACCUUUUUAUCACCACAGCCCAGGAGGGGAGGGGGUGUAUGUAGAUUGUUCAUACUGUAAAUAUAAUAAUUUUUUUUCUUUCAAAAUACUCUGGGAUCUUGUCUUUUAAUCCAGGGUGCUUGGUCUCCAAGUGGAGAAGCAGUUUUGAAGGCCUCAUUAGAGAGCCAGUCGCCACAUAUGAUGCAGAUCGGCUCGGUGUGUGGGAAUCAUCCAUAUUUCAAGUUGG